AUGGCUGUCCAGCAUAAACAAGACCCAAUUGUCUUGGUCAUAGAUUUCCACCAUGCACGUGGCCCCGAGAUUGAGCAUUGUAUUGCCGACGAAGGAACCGACCCGGCAACCGAGAAUGACUGGUCUCUGCUCCCAUUCAUGGCCCUAUCUGACGGCGCACAUCUGUCUACCGAGGAAUUCUCAUACUUCACACUCUGCCGGAAGGAAACAUCUACUACACCAGCAACCUCCCUCUUUGGCAUCGCCUGCUCCCGCCAGCUCGAUUCAAGUCUGCUCAUAAACCGCUCGCCCGAUGUGACUCGGUCAACGGUACAAAAGGCCGUUGUGGUCGUGACAGAUACUCCGCAGCGAGUAGGUCAGCUGCGUGAGAAGCUCUCCGUCGUGACUUCGGCUUGGUUCGCACAACGAGACUUUUCGGACAUUGAUAUCUUGAAGAAAUUCCGCGAGGGUUUGGUGAUUGCUCUAUUGAACGAUGGCCCUAAAGAUCAGAAUUUGGGCCUUUCGCUACGGGAGAUGAUUCACGAAUUCAAAUUUCAGACUUUGGUUCUUUUCAAGGCACUACUAUUACAGCCUAAGAUGCUUUUCUUCGGGACGCGCUGUGAGCGCCUGUGCAUGAUUCAGUUCUCGCUCAUAUCUUUAAUACCCGGGCUCCUCAACCAUUUGCAGGACUGUGCAGAUCCUGCCUUUGACACUUAUUCUCAAACGGUUGAGAAACCAACGUCCCUCAAGACGAGCGACAGGAAUUCUUUGCUGGCAUAUAUGGGGCUUCCGCUGCAGAUUUUUGGAAAGGGAAGCAUGUUUUGCCCCUAUACACCUCUCCAGCUACUGGAUCUGCUGGCGGAUGAUGGCACCAAAUCAUAUGUGGUUGGCUCAACAAACUCGUUACUUCUUCAGCAAAAGGAUCGCUACAGUGACAUUCUAAUUAACCUCGACGAAGACAGUAUCGUCAUAAAUUCCCCUUCUCUCCGCAGUGCGCUGGCUCUUUCCGCGGCCGAUCGGCGCUGGAUUGACCUGCUCACACAAAUUGUCAAUGACACCUGGGACGAGGAACAUCCUUCACAGCCCAAGACCCUUGGCUUUAUGGGCUCAGAGGAGUUCAUUCGACUGCAGUUCGAAGAAUACUUGCUGGCAUUAUUAUCCUCAAUGAAAUACCACGAGGAGCUCCACCCAUCUGAUGUUGGAGAAUCAGGGAAUCUCAGCAAAACCCAGCUGCAAAAUUUGAACAUUGAAGGGGACCCUGCCAUCGACUUCAAUACGGAAUUCCUGGCCCAGUGGAAAACCACAUCUAAUUAUGCCUUGUUUUCGCGUCUCACCUCGGAUGCGCUCCUAUUUUCCAUCACUGAGCCACGGCAUCCAAACGCCGGCGGUCUGACGAUGGAAGAUGUCCAAAGACGACUCGCACAACAGGUAGCAGACCUCCACCUCGAUGAGCGUGUCCGCGAAGGCCGCGAGGCUCUGAACCGCCACUUCUCAACUGGACAAAAGAAAGUCAGCGCGGCAUUCACCAGCUUUUGGUCCGACAUCGAGUCAAUGCGCGAAGCACAACGCAAACGGAACGAAGAGAAAACAGCCUCCCAACCCCAAUCCCAACGUGCAUCUAUCGAAAAAGAAACCCCAAUAUCACCAACCCCUUCCUCACAAGACCCCACCGAUGCCUCCUGGUUCGCAGGCCGGCAAAGGCCCUCCGUCGACUUAACACAGGCCCAGGCCUCCGUGACCGUAGCCAGCCAAAAGGCCAGCUCCUAUCUCAGCUCGUGGGGCUCAUGGGCGAGCGAAAAGCGCCGUGAAUGGCAAGACAAGCGUGUCACAUCCCCGGGCCCGAAUGCCACUGCCGCUCCCAAUGCCGGCAUGACUUCACCAUCCACACCCGUCUUGUCCGUCGUUACCGAAGCAGCUGAGUUGGACCGCGGCCGUCGCCGUUCCAUUCAGCAUAAUAGUGAAGGCAAUGAUAGCUCCGAGGGUGGUCUUACUCGCAGCGUCAGUCGAAGGAAGAGAUGGAGUAAUAUCCUUCUCAGGCGCGACAGCGGCGAGUUCCAGCGUUACGAUGAUGUCUCCACAUCUGACUCUGUCGAACCUCCCUUCCCCAAGUCUCCUCUGUCGCAGGGACUCCCGGCCUAUGCGGACGAUGCGGAACCCAAGGAGACACAAGACCACCUUAUUCAGGAUGGGAAGACUUCUGGGCGUGAUACCGUUGAUGCAGAUGGCUUCUCUUCUGUGGCUCUCACGCCCGAUGAAGGCUUGAGGUUGACUUCAAAGACCGAGGAGAUUGUUCCCCAGAGCCCAAAAGAAAAGGAACCUACACCCUCGAGCGGUGAAGUGGUUGAUACACCGCCCGAGGAAUCGACGGCAGCACUCCCUGUCAAAGAGACGCUUCCAACCCAGAGCAAAGACUCGUCUGGUACGAACUAG
Molecule: messenger RNA, 2409 nt
Organism: Penicillium coprophilum
Lineage: Eukaryota; Fungi; Ascomycota; Eurotiomycetes; Eurotiales; Aspergillaceae
Exons: 6
Coding region: 1-2409 (802 amino acids)
Cellular component (GO): cytoplasm
Source: RefSeq, a predicted model, not a curated record